This is a messenger RNA of Myotis daubentonii (Daubenton's bat), 1800 nucleotides long. Its product is annotated as cardiolipin synthase (CMP-forming)-like. The record is from RefSeq and is a predicted model, not a curated record. Lineage: Eukaryota; Metazoa; Chordata; Mammalia; Chiroptera; Vespertilionidae. The transcript has a single exon. The coding region runs from base 115 to 1023 and encodes 302 amino acids.
UGGAAGUGUCCGAGGUCUCCGGAGGUUGUGGGCGCUCGGUGGGGAAGCGGCUCAUCGGUGCCCCGGGCUGCUAAGCUCCCACUGCCUGCCUUCCCGCAGCGCGGCCGCAGGGCCAUGCCGGCUUCGCGCGUGGCGCGGGGCCCGUGGGGUGCCCUGCGCUGGGCCACAUGGGCGUGCGGGGCGCGACCGGGCAAGGGGCGCGCCCUCGGGGCCCUGCUGCCGCCCGCACCCAUCUGCCUGGGCUGCCUGGCGGAGCGCUGUUGGCUGCGCCCGGCCGCGCUCGGCCUGGGGCUGCCUGGGGCCGGCCCGCGGGGCCACUGCUCAGGCGCGGGGAAGGCGACCCCGGCGCCCCCAGCCGGAGAGGGCGCCGCCGCGGAGGCCCCGGGCGGCCCGUGGAGCCCAGCGAAUGCCGCCAGCCUGUAUGAAAACCCAUGGACAAUACCAAAUAUGUUGUCAAUGACGAGAAUUGGCUUGGCUCCAGUUUGGGGCUAUUUGAUCAUUGAAGAAGAUUUUAAUGUGGCACUAGGAGCUUUUGCUUUAGCUGGGCUAACUGAUUUGUUGGAUGGAUAUAUUGCUCCAAACUGGGCCAGUCAAAAAUCAGCUUUGGGAAGUGCUCUUGAUCCACUUGCUGAUAAAAUACUUAUCAGUAUCUUAUAUGUUAGCUUGACCUAUGCAGAUCUUAUUCCAGUUCCACUUACUUAUAUGAUAAUUUCAAGAGAUAUAAUGUUGAUUGUUGCUGUUUUUUAUGUCAGAUAUCGAACUCUUCCAGAACCGCGAACACUUUCUAAGUAUUUCAAUCCUUGCUAUGCUACUGCUAGGUUAAAACCAACCUUCAUCAGCAAGGUAAACACAGCAGUCCAGUUAAUCUUGGUAGCAGCUUCUUUGGGAGCUCCGGUUUUCAAUUAUGCUCACGGCUUUUAUCUUCCGAUACUCUGGUGUUUUACAGCCUUCACCACAGUUGCAUCAGCGUACAGUUAUUAUCGUUACGGUCGGAAAACUGUUCAGGUGAUAAGUGGCAGAUGAAGGUCAUCCGCCAUCAUUAGCAAGGAAGCAAUACACAUCACUGGCAGCAGGGCCAGUGGGAACGUACAGGAGUCUCCCUACUCUGAAAAAGGACUUGUCAGAUCAAACCACGUCAUCAGUAUUUAAUGUGCAUUGAAAAUAAGCUUGAUCAUGGGCAUAUGCAGAAUUUCCAAUGUAUUUUUAAAUACAAAUAAAACUAUCAUUUAGAAUUUUUUACCUUAGGUUUCUUGAUUAACUUAUAAGGAAUUAAUUCCAAUUAUUGUCAGUCAUUUUUUAAUAUAUUUUUUUAAAAAGUAGUGUCCAGAGCAUGGAAACUGGAGAAUUGCCACUUCUCUUUAAUAGAACUUAGAUCGCUCACAAUGCAUUGGGGAAUUUCCUAGGUUUAAAUAUAUGUAGCCUACACAAGGCUAUACAACUUUAAGUUUAAUUUGAUCAGUAUAUUAACAGUUAAUGUGGUUAAUAGUUGAUCAUUUAGGCUAAUGACAAUAAAGGUACCUUAGUUGUAGAUGAAGUAAACUUGUAAAGAGAUUAUAAAGAUCAAAAAAUAGAAGGUAUUGAAGUUCAUGUUCAGUAGUCUUCCAACCUCUCAGGUGCCUAAUAGUUUAUCAGGACAACAAGUAACAGAUGUAGUUGGAAUAAUAAAACAUAUCUAUGAGCCUACACCCUCCAAGAGGCAGUGAAUUAUAGCAUGCCUUCCCACUGUAUUUCUAACAUGGCAGUGUUUGUAUGAUAUUGGAAUCUGUACUCAUAUGUAUAUAAUAUAAAACUGUAUUUUUU